AUGGCGGCGGCUGAUGGGGGCCGCGCGGAGGGUGGCUUCCCCGCGCCGCGGCGGGGCUGGCGGACGCUGCUGCCGCCUCCUCUGCUGCUGCUGCUGCUGCUGCUGCUGCUGUUGCUGUCGUGUGCGUCGCCGGGCAGAUCGCGGCUCUACCAGGCCGGGGUGGACCCCGUGUGGGUGCUGCGGGCCGGAAUGGUGCGGCAGGUGCUGCGCGACUCGCCCUCGGCCUGGCUCGUGCAGUUCUAUUCGUCGUCGUGCGGGCACUGCGUGUCCUUCGCGCCCACCUGGCGGGCCUUGGCGGGGGACGUGCACGAGUGGGACCCUGCCAUAAGAGUUGGGGUGCUGGACUGUGGGGAUGAGGAGAACUACGGGACAUGUAAAGAGUAUGGCAUCCCGUACUAUCCCACUUUCAGGUACUUCAGAGCUUUUACAAGGCAGUUCACGACUGGAGAAAGUCGCCUUGGCGCUGAUCGGGAACCUCAGACUGUCCGUCAGACGAUGAUUGAUUUUCUGCAGAACCAUUCCCGAGAAGCAAAGCCGCCUGCUUGUCCGCCGCUGGAACCGAUGCAGCCAGAAGACAUAUUUGCCCUUUUUGAUAAAAACCUUCUGCAUUAUACUGCUGUUAUUUUUGAGAAGACAGACUCAUAUGUUGGGCGAGAGGUGAUCUUGGACCUGAGUCAGUAUGAGAACAUAGUAGUCAAAAGAGUGUCAGGUGCUGAUGCUGUUUUCCUGGAGAAGCUUAAUAUCCCUUCAGUCCCUUCAACGUACCUGAUUUAUCCAAAUGGAUCCCAUGGAUUCAUUCCCAUUUUGAAGCCUCUUCGGUCUUUCUUUUCUUCCUAUUUAAAGUCACUCCAUGGCGUUAGAAGAAAGCUACUUUCACAGCUCCCAACACCUGUCGGACAAAACAGAGAAGAAAACAUGGAUGUCAAGGAAUGGAAAGACUUUGAUAAAUCUAAGCUGUAUAUGGCUGACCUUGAGUCAGGGUUGCAUUACUUGCUCAGGGUAGAACUUGCCACUCACAAAACUCUUGAGGGAGCUGAGCUAAAGACCUUCAAGGAUGUUGUUAUACUCCUUGCCAAGCUCUUUCCUGGCCAGCAGCCCGUCAUGAAGUUGCUGGAAACUCUGGAAGUAUGGCUGGUGAGCCUCCCAUUAGACAAAAUCCCCUAUGAUGCCAUCCUUGAUCUGCUCAACAACAAAAUGCGGAUCUCAGGGCUGUUUCUCACCAACCGCAUCCAGUGGGUCGGUUGCCAGGGCAGCAGGCCAGAGCUGAGAGGAUACACGUGCUCUUUCUGGAAGCUGUUCCACACUCUAACAGUUCAAGCAGCGCUUCGGCCAAAGGCCUUGCUCAACACAGGUUUGGAAGACAGCCCUCAGGCAGUCCUGCGGACCAUGGAGAGGUGCAUCCAGAGUUUCUUCGGAUGCCGAGACUGUGCACAGCAUUUUGCGGAGAUGGCCAGGGAGUCUCUGAGUUCACUGAAGACCUUGGACGAGGCCGUGCUCUGGCUGUGGGAGAAGCACAAUGUGGUGAACGCCCGCGUGGCAGGUGAUUUGAGUGAAGAUCCAAAAUUCCCUAAAGUCCAGUGGCCGACUCCAGAUAUUUGUCCGGCGUGCCAUGAAGAAAUUAAAGGAGCACAUGCUUGGAACAAGGACCAGGUGCUACAGUUUCUGAAGCAUCACUACAGCAGCGACAACAUUGUGUAUACAUACACAGAAGGCCAAGCUCAUCCUGGCGAAGGGGUGCUCCAAGAAGAGCAGGAGAAAAGCCAGCUCAGGAAAGAAGGCCAGAGGAAUGAGGAGAAACUUCAGGAUCCUCAGACAUUGUUGGUCGCAGGGCCGAGAGUCGUGGACAGAUGGAUGGGCCAGGACAGCCCCGUCAAAGAUCGAGGGAAGAAGGGGGCCGAGUCUGUGGUGCAGGAGGACAUGAAGCAAGCAGUGUCCUUCUUGGGGGUCGGCUUCUCUAACGUGGACAUGAGCCUGUGCAUUGUUCUUUACAUAGCCUCGUCUUUAUUUUUAAUGAUCAUGUACUUUUUCUUCCGGAUGAGGUCCAAACGCUGGAAAGUGAGAUACUCCCGUCCCUAUGUAUAAAAACUCAAACCAGAAGCCGAGAUUCUGUCUGUCAGUGGCUUGGUUGUGCUCAGAAGCAGCUUUAAUUUUAUGAUCAGGGAUGUUUUUUACAACAUGGGGUUUCUUGUUUGGCAAUGGUGCUACCCCUUCUUGUUCCACUGCUCACUCACUGAUCUAAUUUCCUGUUGGUGGACGUGACUGGAAGACUUUUUGCCUGUAACAACCAAAUCGUGCACACAUGUGAAACAUUAAAAAGUUCCCGGUGAUCUUGUCA
Molecule: messenger RNA, 2335 nt
Organism: Varanus komodoensis (Komodo dragon)
Lineage: Eukaryota; Metazoa; Chordata; Lepidosauria; Squamata; Varanidae
Gene: QSOX2
Product: quiescin sulfhydryl oxidase 2
Exons: 12
Coding region: 1-2082 (693 amino acids)
Biological process (GO): protein folding
Cellular component (GO): Golgi membrane
Molecular function (GO): protein disulfide isomerase activity; flavin-dependent sulfhydryl oxidase activity
Source: RefSeq, a predicted model, not a curated record